CCCCCCCUGCCUGCCUGAUCUCCCUUUCCUCCCCCCUCUCCCUCUGCCUCUCUCUCUCUCUCUGAUCCCUCCGCACUCCCUACCCCCCGCGCCUGCAUCCCACAGGGAGUUCUCCAACGCGUCCCCCCCCCCAGUAGCAGGAGGCGCCUCGCUUCCCCUCCCUUUUUCUUCGCCCCUGCGCCCUCAAAUCCAGCGGCUGCCUCCCUCCCCCUGCUCGCCACCACCACCAGCAUGCUCGGUCUGGCCAAGAUGCGCGGCCCGCGGGGCCCGACUGCCACGCCAACCGCGAGCCCCGCCAACACGGCCGCCGCCGGCGCCGCCGGCGCCCAGGACAAUGACGCCAUCAUGUCCAGCAUCCUCGGGGACCUGGACCGGGUGAACUCGAUGCGCGAGCAGGCGGCCCUUUCGCCGGACAUCGCGGCCAUGGAAAACCUGCCGGCCAUCGACUUCGACCUCUUCGAUCGGCAGCUCGAGGCGCUGCUCACAUCGCCGGAUGUGCCGCCGGCCUUGCGGGCGGCCCUGGCCCCGGGGUCCUCCGGCACCGAGGGGUCUCUCUCGGGGGCCAACUUGCACAACCACGGCCGCGAGCUGGCCCGGCAGCUGGCCACCCUGGAGGGGGACUCCGUCAAGGCCACCAUCUCCCAGCGGUCGGAUCUGGAGGCCCUGUCGCGGGAGAUCGACCAGUGUGAUGAGAUCCUCCAGCGCCUGGGCGAGACCCUGCAGUCCCACCGCGCGGCACUGGACGAGCGCAGCGGCGAAAUGCGCGAGCUACAGGCCCGGGCUCGGGCUCAUGCGGCGCGCGCGCGCAACCGCAAGGCCGCGGCCGAGGGCCUCGGGGCCUUCCGCCGGCGUGUGGACCUCCCGGCCACCCUGUCGGCGGCCAUCCUCAAGGCCGAGCCCUCGAGCGAGGCCUUCGCCACGGCCCUCGGCCAAUUGUCCGAGCGCCUGCGCGAUGUGCGGACCCUGGCCCGCGGGGACUCCAGUGCCUCGGCCCUGCUGAGUGCCUCCUCGGCGCAUGCCGCCACCACCCCCUCGGCGCGGGUUCUCUUUAGCCGGUCGGCCGGCGGGCCGUCGGCCGGUGGGUCCGGCCUGACGGCCACGGCCGGCUAUGUGCUCGGCGCCGCGGCGCAGGUGGUCGCCGGCGCGGCGUCCACCGUGGCCAGCGGUGCCGUGUCGGUGGCCAGCGGCGCGGCCUCGGUGGCCACCGGCGCUGUGUCCGUGGCCACGCUGGGUGCCGUCGGCGGCGGGAGCACCGCGGCGUCGGGAGGCUCGGCUGGCGGGUCCACAGCCGCCGGCCACCCGGCCGAGCCGGCUACCCCCCGGCGCCCGGGCAUGGGGGCCCAUGGGUCUGUUCCGCCGAGCCCGGCCCCCUCGGCCCCGACGUCGCCGACCUCGGCGCGCGGCGGCCCCGGCCAGGCUCCCCAAACCCCGCUGGCCAAUCCGCCGGCGGCCGUGGUCGAUGCCUCGGCCGAAGGGCAGCCCCUGACGGGCCUGGCCUACCCGAGCAUGCCGCCGGCCCUGGCGUCCGUGCUGCCGGAGCUGGAGCGCCUGCGCUUGGCCGCCUGUGCCCGGUCCUAUGAGCAUCUGCUGGAGCGCAUCCACUCGAUCACCAAGCCGACCGGCGCUGGCGGCGCUGGCGGCGCUGGCGGCUCCGGCGCCUCGCGCUCCAACGCCGCCAUGCAGCAGCAGGCCCUCUCCACUUCGGCGCACCUGAAGAAGCUGUGGCGCUUCCUGGAAAGCGAGGCCCCCGAGCGCGAGUCCCGCGAACUGCGCGAUGCCUACAUCAACCAGAUGCGCGAGUACUACUCCCGGCACUUUGGCCGCUACGUGUCCUCCACGCAGAAGCUCUGGCACUGCUUCGUCUCCGAGGCGGAUCUCAUCGCCAUUGAUGACCCUGAGCUGUCGGCCGCCUUCGCGGCGUCCACCCGCUCGCGCGGCCUGCUCAGCAGCAUUUCCUCGCUGGCCACCCUGUCGCUGGUGGGCGGCGGCUCCAGCGGGUCCAGUGCCUCCGGGCUCUUGUCCGGGUCCGGCUCGUCGGCCACCGCCGAGACGGUCAACGACUACUUCACCAAGGCCGCGCGGCUGUUCGGCCUGGGCGAGCGCGAUGAUGCCGCCCUCGGGUCCUUCAUCCACGGGUCCCUCAGCGGCGAUGGCGGGGACAUCAUUGUCCCGCACACCAUGGACAAGGCGCAGCUGCACUUCGAAACCAUCUUCCGCUCGCAGCUCCUGGCUCUGGCGGACAAUGCCUCCGGCGAGUACCUCUUCCUGUGGGAGUUUUUCGGCGCCCGCGGUGACACCGCGGCGGCCCUCUUCCAGCGGGUUUAUGAGCCGGCCCUGGUGGCGGUGGCUUCCAACCUGCGCACGCACCUGCCGUCGGAAUUCGACGCCCUCUGCCUGCUGCUGUGUGUUCGGAUUGCCAGUGCCGUGCGCAACAUCAUGCGCACGCGGCGUGUCCCGAUUCUGGACUCCUUCCUGCACGAGGUGGUCAUGCUGCUGUGGCCUCGCUUCCAGAAGCUCAUGGACAGCCACUGCACUUCGGUGCGAACCUGCGUCGACCAGUUGGAGUCGGUGCUCGCCAACCCGGCCGCCACGGCCAAGUCUGCCGCCGCCGCCCGCCCGGAUGCCGUCUAUGAAACCCUUGCCCGCUGCAUGAUCCCGGUGGCCGCCCGGUUUGGCAACCUGUAUCGGUCACUGCUGACGUUGAGCUCGCCGACACACGACUUCGUCGGGUCGCCCGGGUCACUGGCGUCGCCAAAUUCGGGCCUCGGAGGCCCGGGCACUCCCGGCCCGGCUGGCCGGGUGUCCACCUCCUCUCACAUGUCGAUGUCCCGUUCGCCGUCGGUGGCGUCGUUGUCCGGGGCGGCCGGCUUUGGCCCCGGGGCGCUGACCAGCGCAUCGGUGGCCUCGGAACUGGCCCCGGUGGCCCAGAGCCUGCAGCGCCUGCGCACCGAGGUGGAGUCGGCCUUCUUCCGGUCGGCCAGUCUGCUGGUGGACGACCGGCGCCGGUACACCGUGUACCUGCUCCGGUGCUAUGAUUCGGUGGUCCGGGCCUUUGACUCGUCCACCCUCCAGGCCCUGGAGGAAGAGCGCAACUACUGGAUGCAAAUGCGCGCCCCGCAGAUGUCGCACCUGGUCUACGAGGAAAUCGCCAUUCACCUGCCGCAGCUGGUGAGCGUUGGCCGGUCGCUCUUGCGUGCCAAGAAUCGCGACCAGACCCAGCCCACCGGGCGUCGGGCCACCGAUCCCACCAGUGACGCCUCGCUCGAGACCGUGGCCAAGGAGUUCCACAACAACUGGCGCAAGGUCUUGUCUCAAGUGCGCACGGACCUGCCGCUGCUCUUCCCGGGCAAUGACUUCCUGGCGUCCGAGGUGGCCCAGUCCAUCCUCCGGGAGUUCCUUGUUCUCUACUCCGGCUUCUUGCAGUUUGUCGAAGAGCGCUACGGGCGGAACAGUCGGCCACCUUUCUCGGUCCAACCGCCGCCCUUCGAAACGGUCAAGUUCGAGACCCGCAACGCUUGGCCCAGCAACAGCAUGUAGUGUUUGGCGCAUCGCGCUCGCCCUGCUACGCGUCCAGGCAGGUGUUCCCUUCUCUCCCCAGAAUAUACCUCGCCCUCCCAACA
Fonticula alba is the source of this 3620-nucleotide messenger RNA. RefSeq lists its product as hypothetical. Gene Ontology annotation, molecular function: syntaxin binding. Gene Ontology annotation, biological process: retrograde transport, endosome to Golgi; Golgi to vacuole transport; endocytic recycling. The record is from RefSeq and is a predicted model, not a curated record. NCBI's taxonomy places the organism in Eukaryota, Rotosphaerida, Fonticulaceae. The coding region runs from base 232 to 3537 and encodes 1101 amino acids. The transcript has 8 exons. Gene Ontology annotation, cellular component: GARP complex.